AUGCGGACUUCAAUUUCUUUGGUGGCCGCUCUGGCCCUCGUCGGACAAACAAGCGCCCAUGUCGUUAUGAUCGAGCCUCACCCCUACAACCUCGACACCCCGCCUCUCGCACAAGUCGGACCUCUGACUGCGCAGUUUCCAUGGCCUUGCCAAGGCAUGAGCGGCAUCGAGGAGGUUACGACUGUGACCGCAGGGACGACUCAGUUGGUCCGGUUCUGGGGCAGCGCCGUCCACGGCGGUGGAUCUUGCCAGUUCAGCAUUGCCUACGGCGAUACUCCCCCUUCAGAGCCUACCGCCUGGCACACCAUCUACAGCAUGAUAGGAGGAUGCCCGGCGGAGGCCGUGGGAAAUAUCCCCACCACGGAAACGGAUCCCCAUGGUCGUGAGAACGGCCCGCAAUGCGGCAACGACUCAGGCACGGAGUGCACCCGGCAGUUCAACAUCCCGAUCCCCAAGCAAAUGAAGAACGGCAAUGCAAUCUUCGCCUGGACCUGGUUCAACAAGAUCGGCAACCGAGAGAUGUAUAUGGUGUGCGCCCCGAUCAAGGUCGUUGGCGGCACAGAUGAUCAAUCGUUCGUGGACAAGCUACCCCCCAUCUUCCGCGCCAACAUCGCCGGCCAGUGCACCACGGAUAAUGGUGUCCUUGGCUUCCCAGACCCCGGAGACUAUGGCGUAGUCCAUGAUGCGGUCACUCCAGGAAGCAACGGUGGGUGUGAGGUUGGAGUUGAGCCUGUCUUUAAGGAUCCUGCUGGUGGCGGCGCUUCCCAGCCAGGUUCCCCUUCUACACCCUCUCCCACGACGCCGGGAUCGGUCGGGACACCCUCUGCUGUACCUUCAUCUUGCUCUGCCGAGCCCCCCAGUAAGGUGACUUCUGCCCCGAUGUCAAGCAAGCCAUCUACUACUGCUGUUCCUUCCAACCAGGUACCCUCCGCUGCGCCGUCCAGUAGUGGUAGGCCUUACUGGGCUGUAGGCAUGGAUCCCUGCCCGACCUCCGGGGCGCUUAUCUGCUUCACGCCCAAGAAGUUUGGUAUCUGCAAUAGUGGGUGGGCUCUUCCUCAGGACGUGCCGGAAGGUACGGUGUGCGUGAAUGAAGGAAUUGCUCAUGAGCAGGUGCAAUAG
This is a messenger RNA of Ilyonectria robusta, 1119 nucleotides long. RefSeq lists its product as uncharacterized. The transcript is spliced from 2 exons. Lineage: Eukaryota; Fungi; Ascomycota; Sordariomycetes; Hypocreales; Nectriaceae. The coding region runs from base 1 to 1119 and encodes 372 amino acids. The record is from RefSeq and is a predicted model, not a curated record.